AUGGACUCUAAAGCAAACUUAAGCAUCGUUAAUUGGGACCUGGUUAGGAUAGAAAAACGGAACCCUGGAACUAACAAGUUUCGCGAUCCGAGUGACAUGCUCAAGAAUAUCAUUGGGUUUUUACGUUCCGACGCUAAUUUGGUAGGGCACAACCUAUGGAAACUCGAUUAUGCUACUGGGUUAAUCGAAGCAACCUACAACGGGCUUCUAUAG
Messenger RNA from Aspergillus affinis, 213 nucleotides. RefSeq lists its product as uncharacterized. The transcript is spliced from 2 exons. Bases 1 to 213 code for a protein of 70 amino acids. The record is from RefSeq and is a predicted model, not a curated record. NCBI's taxonomy places the organism in Eukaryota, Fungi, Ascomycota, Eurotiomycetes, Eurotiales, Aspergillaceae.